Rhizophagus irregularis DAOM 181602=DAOM 197198 is the source of this 681-nucleotide messenger RNA. RefSeq lists its product as uncharacterized. Lineage: Eukaryota; Fungi; Glomeromycota; Glomeromycetes; Glomerales; Glomeraceae. The record is from RefSeq and is a predicted model, not a curated record.
CAACCUUCUCAUAUGAAAGUCUGGAAAAAGAAAUUACAACCACUUGCAGUUGGCAGUGAUGGCUGGCUAGCUCACAUGAAAGAAAUCUAUGAUCAUCAUGAAAUGAUGACCGAAUAUGAACAAGGAAGAAUUAUUGCUGGAAUACAAUGGGAUACCACUCCUGAUCAAGGUGAAUACCGGAGGGAUCUUUGCAAUCUUGUAAUGGAAGUUACCAACGCUCAGUACAACUAUGAAAUGAAAUUACUUGAAAUCUCAUCUGAAGUAAUACCCGAAAUACCAAUCGUAUCUGGAGCACUUAAACAAAGUGAACGCAAAAAACGCGAAAAGCGUCGAUUACAAAAAUUACAAGAAAUUGAACGGAAAAAACACGAAGAUACUGAAAUCUUAGAAGAGUUACGCUCUUGGGUCUACCGUUAUGAAACUAUUUUUGACGUCAACUAUUAUAGACGUGAAAUUGGUUUGGCAUUUCAGCCUUGUGCCAUUAUGGACGACAGACCGCUUAAACGACGUGCCAGUGAUAAUGGCAAUUUAGAUACUCAUUAUGGUUAUCACAAAGAUAAAAAGGUGGCAGCCCUAUGGGCUGAAAGAAAAAUACGGAUAGGUGCUUGUCAUUUAAUUGUUUUUUUCUCUUAUACCUGCUCCUUCAUCGGUCGUGUUGUUGGAGUAGUCUAUGGUAUAUAA